Molecule: messenger RNA, 1068 nt
Organism: Rasamsonia emersonii CBS 393.64
Lineage: Eukaryota; Fungi; Ascomycota; Eurotiomycetes; Eurotiales; Trichocomaceae
Product: KOW motif domain protein
Exons: 2
Coding region: 1-1068 (355 amino acids)
Biological process (GO): translation
Cellular component (GO): ribosome; mitochondrion
Molecular function (GO): structural constituent of ribosome; RNA binding
Source: RefSeq, a predicted model, not a curated record
AUGCAGAAAGUCAUCCGGCGGACGGCUCUGGCCCGGAAUCAGGCCCAGCGGAAAGCGAAAAUCGCUGCCAAGAAGGAGCAGCGUGAAGAUUUCAAGGAAUCGCUGAGACAGCGUUUCGCUCAGGAGCGGUUGCGGCUUGACGCUGAGCGUGAGGAAAGAUUAAGACGUCGGGAAGAUUGGUUGCGAGGUCCUCUGGCACCGAAAAGAGAUUCUGGUGCAAUCGCGAGCUAUUAUGGUGCCUUGACUCCUCAAGCACUGCAACCGCCAAAGGUUCCGGCUCACCUCCGGAGGAAAUACAUCAAUAUUGCGCCCGGAGAUCGAGUUUGUAUCAUGAAAGGUAAAGACAAGGGGAAAAUUGGCGACGUCAUCAAAGUCGAUCCUGAGACGGAGACCGUCACUGUCAAGGACCUUAAUAUGGUUGAUGUCCACGUCCCCGAAUGGCUCAGCGAAGCAUACGGAAGCCAACGUGCCUACAAUGCCGUGGAAUUACCGAUCCCAAUCGACGAUGUUCGUCUCGUCGUUGCCCUUGAAGACUCCGUCACGGGCAAUCUCCGUGACGUCUUAGUCGAACACGUUUAUGGAGGGGAGCCGUUUUUGGAGCGACCAUACGGCUCGACCACCCCCAGGCAUACGAGGUACAUAGCGGGUGAAAACAUUGAAAUCCCUUGGCCGGCCGAAGACAAGGCUCCUCAAUUCAGGGACGAGCCUUGGGAUACCCUACGGAUGGAAGUGGAAACACCGACAUGGGUCCCGUCACUCUUGCACCCGCCAUUCGAGAGCAGUAUCUUGGACGAACUGCGGAACAAGUACUCGAAAUACCGGACACGGCAUGAUCCUGAAUGGGUCGAGGCGAAGAAGCUGGAGGACUACAAGGAAGAGUAUCUCAAGAGUAGAACUCUGCUGACUCCCAAGGGUGAGCUGCGGGCCAAGCUCCUGAAGGAGAAGGAGGAGGAAAGGAAGAAGAAUCUUGAUGCCGAUGGCAACUAUAUCAUGGACAAAGAGACGGCCGAGUUCAUCGAACGGUUCAUGCAGCAGAAAGCUGCGAAAGAGAACACUCCCGCUGCUUGA